Diospyros lotus (date-plum) is the source of this 2760-nucleotide messenger RNA. RefSeq names its product protein NPGR2-like. The coding region runs from base 384 to 2579 and encodes 731 amino acids. The transcript is spliced from 6 exons. The record is from RefSeq and is a predicted model, not a curated record. Lineage: Eukaryota; Viridiplantae; Streptophyta; Magnoliopsida; Ericales; Ebenaceae. Gene Ontology annotation, molecular function: protein binding.
GUUAUUAUUAUUAUGUUUUAUGAUUAGACUAUUCGGUAGAAAAGGUUAAAAACAAAAUCCCAGCCGUUAACAACUCUGAAAAUAGAAUCAGAUCGUUUGUUGGGUUUCAUAUUCAAUGCGCCAACUCCCCUGACUUUUUGAAUCCGUCUGAAGUACUACUGCUGAACUACACCUGCCCAGAAAUAACUACAGAAAGUUAUUUACCAAAAGGGCUCUUCGGACUUUGGAUUCUUGGGUAAGCCAGAAAAUCAAGCAACCUUUCUUUUUUCUUGGAUGAACUGGAGGGAUGGAUGGUGGUGGUGUUGAUGUCUUGUGGGCUCGGUCAAUAAUCCCUUUUCUGGAUCAAAAGUUUUUGACUUAUUGGUCAAGUUUGAUGAGUGAGAAUGAAAAUUAGGAAUUGGAUGAAUAAAAGAAAAACUAGUGCCAGUGGAAGGCUGCGAAAGAUGAUGAAAUGUAUUUGUUCCGGGGAGCAGUUGAGAGCAGAUGAAAUAAUUCCUUCAUCAGAGUCGCUUGCUACGCGGGACUACUCAGCGAGUGGGUAUUCCUCUCGAGCUGGUGAAGCUGAUUCAAAGUUGGAUACCGGCAACAUUGAAGAAGCUGAAUCGUCUCUCCGUGAGAGUGGCUUUCUGAACUAUGAGGAAGCAAGAGCAUUAUUAGGUCGGCUUGAGUAUCAGAAAGGGAAUGUAGAGGCUGCUCUUCAUGUAUUUGAAGGAAUAGAUGUUGCUGCUGUGACCCCUAAGAUGAAGAUUUCCCUGGCUAGAAGAUCUGAGCUCCCUAGACGCCAUUCACAAAGUGAUGCUGUGCCACCAAUGUCUAUGCAUGCUGUCAGUUUACUUCUUGAGGCAAUUUUUCUCAAGGCGAAGUCAUUGCAGGCUCUAGGAAGGUUUAAAGAAGCUGCUCAAUCAUGCGAUGUAAUUCUGGACACUGUUGAAUCUGCAUUACCUGAGGGAUUGCCUGAAAAUUUUGCUGCUGAUUGUAAAUUGCAGGAGACCUUGAGUAAAGCUGUAGAGUUACUGCCAGAGCUGUGGAAACUUGCUUGGGUUCCGCAAGAAACAAUAUUGUCAUACAGGCGGGCCCUCCUCUAUCAUUGGCAUCUUGAUGUGGAGACCAUAACGAAGAUAGAAAAAGAAUUUGCAAUUUUUCUUCUUUACAGCGGAAGUCAUGCAACGCCUCCAAAUCUUCGCUCCCAGAUGGAAAGUUCCUUUGUACCAGGAAAUAAUACAGAAGAGGCCGUUCUUUUGCUAAUGAUUAUUCUUAGAAAAUUCGUACUUGGAAGGAUUGGAUGGGACCCAUCAGUUUUGGAUCACCUUUCAUUUGCACUAUCUAUUGCAGGCGAGUUUAGGGCCCUUGCCCAUCAGAUUGAAGAGUUGCCUACUGGGAUCAUGGAAAGAAAAGAACAAUUCAGCACUCUAGCUUUAUGUUACUAUGGGGAAGGUGAGAGAACUGUGGCCAUGAAUCUGUUGAGGAACCUGUUGAAUGAUAGGGAGAACCAUAACUGCAGUUUUGAGCUAUUACUGGCUUCAAAGAUUUGUGGGGAAAAUCCCGAAUGUGUUGAAGAAGGUAUAGUGUAUGCCCGGAAAGUCCUCCCCAUACUCAAAGGAAGAUGUCAACAGAUGGUAAGUGUUGCAAACUGUUUGCUUGGCAUCUUACUUUCAGCCCAAUCUAGAAAUGUUGCCUCUGAUUCUCAGAGAAUUUCAAGACAUUCCGAGGCACUUGAGGCACUAGAAACUUCCAACAGAAUGAUAAGGGGUAUGAACCCUAAUAUUUUAUUCCAUCUUAGUCUGGAAAAUGCUGAGCAGAGAAAACUGGAUGUCUCUCUUUACUAUGCAAAGCAACUGUUGAAACUUGAGGCUGGUUCUAGUGUUAAAGGAUGGAUCCUUCUAGCUCGCAUUUUGUCAGCUCAAAAGCGGUAUGUUGAUGCUGUGAAUAUAAUUAAUGCUGCUUUAGAUGAGACCGGAAAGUGGGAUCAAGCAGAGCUGCUUCGUACCAAAGCUAAACUUCAGAUUGCACAAGGCCAACUAAAGGAUGCAAUAGAAACAUAUACCCAUCUUCUUGCAGUUCUUCAAGUCCAGAGUAAAAACUUUGGGGUUCAGAAGAAGCCUUUGAAGAAUAGGGUAAGCAGAGACAGAAGUCUCGAAAUGGAAACAUGGCAUGAUCUUGCAGAUGUGUACACGAGUUUAUCGCAGUGGAGGGAUGCGGAGGUCUGUCUUUUAAAAUCCAAGAAUAUCAAUCCUCAUUCUGCUUCUAGAUGGCACUCCACAGGUUUGCUCUACAAGGCAAAGGGCCUCCACAGGGAAGCUCUCAAAUCCUUCGAGAAGUCUCUGGAUGUUGAUCCCAAUCACGUUCCUAGCUUGAUCUCCACAGCCGUUGUUCUUAGAGAGCUCAGCGACCAAUCCCUCCCGGUUGCGCGUAGCUUUCUGACGGAUGCGCUGCGGCUCGACAGAACGAACCCUUCUGCUUGGUACAAUCUUGGGCUACUUUACAAGGCCGAGGUUGGUGCAUUGGCGCUAGAAGCUGCCGAAUGUUUUGAGGCGGCAGCCCUUCUCCUGGAAUCUGCACCGGUUGAACCCUUCAGAUAGAUGAUGAGUUCAGUUGAUCCAUCUCACCUAAUCUGUUUCUGAUAAAGCAAAAACAGCCAGAUAGAUCAUAUAUAUAUAUAUAUAUAUAUGUAUUUAGUUUUGAAGAGGUGGUAGUUAACUUAUGUAAUAGAAUGUGUUUAUAUGCAAUGUUUAAUUUGAUUACUGAUUUUAUAUUUGGUAA